This is a messenger RNA of Lactuca saligna, 849 nucleotides long. NCBI's taxonomy places the organism in Eukaryota, Viridiplantae, Streptophyta, Magnoliopsida, Asterales, Asteraceae. The record is from the annotation of a GenBank genome assembly.
AUGCUCAAGAAGGUGGAUCCGACGAAUGAAGUUUUGGUGUCAUAUUUGCAAUCCAUUGAUACAACUGUCGUUACAGGGGUGUUACAUGAAGAAGAGAAGAAAAAGCCUAAGAAAUCGAAGAAGACAGAUGGUGGGUCUUCGAAAAAAGUGGUGAAGGCAGAAAAGAAGAAGAAAAGUCCAGUGAUUACAGCUGAUACUGUCGAAGAGGUAUAUCCAAUUUUAACCGCAGUGGUUGAUACACCAAUAAUCGAAGCGUCUCCAUCGACAGAAACGAUUCCUUCGAAGACGGGUGUUUUUCGACGUAUCAAAAUAAAGAGAAAGUCUCAGCUGAUGAAGAAAACACAAGUCACACAUCAAGGGGUCACAGUUCGGGAAAUUCCAGCUCCGGUGUCUCCAUCAUCUAAGAAACGAAGGGCUGAAGAUCUUGCAAAAUUUUUGAAGAAGAAUCAAAGAAUUGAAGAAGUCGAGCAAGUUCCCGAGACACCAGAUAUUAAACUUCAAGAAGAAGCGAAGACCAGUCCGCCUGUUGGUCUAUCGAAGGCUGCUGUUUCGAAGCCUCUUGAAAUAAAUGUGGGCAGUGGUGGAGUUACAAGCAUGGAAGUUGAUUCAUUAAUGAAGGUGAUGGAAGGAAGGGUGAUUUCGAAGGCAUCAAGGUUGAUUCGGGAUUCGGAGAGUCGUGUUCUUGAGAAGGUUGAUCAUAAUGAUAUUUCUACAGAGAAUCGAAUCAAUUCUCUGAGAUUUGAUUUUGUGACAGAAGUAAAGGAUCUAAAGAUUGUUACGAAGGAGCGUCAUGUGCUCUUCGUACAAGAAGUCAAGAAGGUACGUGAAGAUGUUAACUUGCAGAUCUGA